GUAUUGUGCAUGAAGGGGGUGGCCAGUUGCUGGUAGAUAUUUCUGUGCCUGAACCCCUCACCCCUACCUCGCCCCAGACCACUCCUGUGACAGUGGGGAGAGUGUGUGCAGCAGGCACCUUCAAUCAGCCCCCCAAAAUAGCACAGGCGGAGGGAUCCACGCCACUGUCAGUUUCCCGACUGUCUUGUCCAGCCCAACCCAUUCCUGUCCUCAGCAGCCCACAAAAAGAGAAGAGAGGAGCCAGGAUAAGACCACUGUUGGACAAUACACAGCAAAGUGGCAUUCUACCGUGGAAGAAGAAUCGUAGCUUGGACUAUUGCAACACUAGGAAGAGACACACAUACCUAAAGUGUCUAAGUGGACCCAGCAUAGACACACACGCUCUGACUACGUGAAAAUACAGUUUUUGAUUUCUCAGAGGAAAACACACACAGGGCUAGUUGAUUGGUCUCCAUACAGUGACAGUGUGUCUGGCCAGUACAGCACAAUGAAGCUGAGUGUGGCUCUGUUCUUCGCGGGGCUGUUUGGGGCUCUGGCAGCCAUGUUUGUCCUCCUCUCCUUCGGGACGGAUUACUGGCUUCUGGCUUCGGAGACAUGUGACAAAGAAACUAACGGAACUAUGGGAACUUGGGCCUCCGCCAUAGAGCGUCGUCCAGACACCACCUUCUACCACGAGGGCUUCUUUUGGAGGUGCUCCUUCAGGGGAAACCUGGACGACCACACCCUCUUGAAGUUCUGGAUCACCAAUCAGCCACAUGCCAAAGUUUGCACACACGCCUACCUCUUCCCCUUUCCAGUGUCUCAACAGACUCACAAUGCCACUGCAUAUGACUCUGCAAUCAUCUACAGAGGCUUCUGGAGUAUCUUCAUGCUAAUUGGUGUGGCUGCCGUCGUAAUGGGCGGGUUUUUUAUCAUCUGUGCUGCCCCAUUCGCCAGUCAUCGUCUAUAUAAGGCUGGGGGCGGCCUCUUCCUGAUGUCCGCUCUGUUCCUGCUGGGUGUGGUGUGGAUGUCUGUGCUGUGGGUGGAGUUGAUGGAUGUGGUGCAGUUCUACGUGGACCACCAGCGCUCCUCUUUGUGCACCACCUUCGACCUCACCAUCCACUACGGCCUGUCCUUCUUCUUCGCCCCCGUUGGCAUCUCCUUCUGCCUGCUGGCCGGACUCCUCUUCCUCCUCAUUGGCCGGUCCGUACAGAUGCAGUAUCACUGAUUGGUGUUACCGUGACGAUAGGGGGAGGCUUCCGAAACUCUGCAACAGGUUUAGGGCCAAUUCUAUUUCCAUUCCUUUAAUUCAGGAAGUCAACUGAAAUUCCAAUUCCACAUUCCUCUCAUAGAGAAGCAUUGAGAUACAAUUGAAUUGGAAUUUCAGUUUACUUCCUGAAUUUACUGAAUUUACAAAUAAUUGACCCCAACCCUGCUCUGUAGGAUGUGUUGAAAAUCUCUGCGUUCUGUCAAUCAUCCACCAAUGGAAUGAACUCUGUGUUGUCACUGAUUUGACUGGUCACAUUGACAUGUUUCAGUCACUGCCAGUGUUUGACAGAGUUCCACCUAAAGUGGAGUUCGGGAUCUAUUUAUUUUUUUAAAUGACACCCUAUACCCCCAUAUUAGUGCACUACUUUUCACCAGAGCCUUUAUAGGGAAUAGGGCACCAUUUGACGCGCAGACAAGUCCUAAAUUACCCAUCACUACAUGUUCUUCACAUGACACAUACAGUACUGGGAGACACAGGAUUGGUUGGUUGAAACGCGGCAGCGGAUGUUGGUGAUUUGCUUAUGCAGGCUGUCUGCAGUCACAUGUCAGAUGUUGCCGUAGCAGCGAGUAGGAAAUGACCAUGAUAAGGGAUCAGGAAGAGUGUUUUGUUUGGGAGUUGUUUCUCUUUGUAUUGGUAUCCUUAGUCAAAUGGUUUUUAGAAGGCUGCUACUGAGUGUGUUGAGUCGAACAAGUCACUUUAUAUGCUAUAGAUGUGGUUACCACUUUUAUAAAUGGAAAACAUGUGUAUUCCUUUUUCAACACAUUUUGAGAGGAAAUGUGAAUGCCUCAACGUGAUAGAAGCAUGCUGCGUGAAGAGUUAGAAAUAAGACAUAGAAGUGGAGAUUAGAUCAUCAUAAAGUGAUAUUAAUGAUCGGGGCAUUUCACUGUGUGAUUUUAAUAAGAUUUUGAUAUUCAGCCUUCUUGACACUGCACUGUCAGUUUAGUCCUUAUUUUUGGUCAAACCAGUCAAUCAGAUAUCUUAGUGCCUGCUGAGAAAAAUGUGUGUUAUAGUGAAUUAAUGGUAAUAUAAGAGCCAUAUAUUUAGAAUAUAUGAAAAUACUGUAUGGCUCUGGUUAAAAUGUUUGAGUAAAGGACUUGUUUGCUUUGUAAACACACUGAACAAAAAUAUAAACUCAGCAUGCAACAAUUUCUAAGAUUUUUCUGAGUUACAGUUCAUAUGAGGAAAUCAGUCAAUGUAAAUAAAUUCAUUAGGCCCUAAUCUAUGGAUUUCACAUGACUGGGAAUACAGUUAUGCAUCUGUUGGUAUCUGGUGUGACCACCAUUACCAUAACCCCACCGCCACCAUGGGGCACUCUGUUCACAAUGUUGACAUCAGCAAACCACUCACCCACACAACGUCAUACACGCUGUCUGCCAUCUGUCUGGUACAGCUGAAACCAGGAUUCCUCUGUGAAGAGCACACUUCUCCAGUGUGCCAGUGGCCAUUGAAGGGGAGCAAUUGCCCACUGAAGUCGGUUACGACGCCGAACUGCAGUCAGGUCAAGACCCUGGUGAGGACUACGAGCACACAGAUGAGCUUCCCUGAGAUGGUUUCUUCUGUUGUGCAAACCCACAGUUUCAUCAGCUGUCCGGGUGGCUGGUUGUGAGGCCGAUUGGACGUACUGCCAAAUCCUGUUAAACGACGUUGGAGGUGGCUUAUGGUAGAGAAAUUAGCAUUCAAUUAUCUGGCAACAGCUCUGGUUGACUUUCCUGCAGUCAGUAUGCCAAUUGCCUGCUCCCUCAAAUCAUCUGUGGCAUUGUGUUGUGUGAAAAAACAUUUUAAAGUGGCCUUUUAUUGUCCCCCAGCACAAGGUGCACCUGUGUAAUGAUCAUGUUGUUUAAUCAGCUUCUUGAUAUGCUACAUCUGUCAGGUGGAUGAAUUAUUUUGGCAAAGUAGAAAUGCUCACUAACAGGGAUGCAAACAAAUUUGUGCACAAAAUAUGAGAGAAAAAAGCUUUUUGUACGUAUGGAAUAUUUCUGGGAUCUUUUAUUUCAGCUCAUGAAAUACGGGACCAAUACUUUACAUGUUGCAUUUAUAUUUGUGUUCAGUGUAGUAGAUUAUUUAUCGAACAAUGUAAAUUACUACACAUGCAGGUUAAAACACUAAUAAAUGGAUAAAAUAUU
Molecule: messenger RNA, 3372 nt
Organism: Salvelinus fontinalis (brook trout)
Lineage: Eukaryota; Metazoa; Chordata; Actinopteri; Salmoniformes; Salmonidae
Product: transmembrane protein 182-like
Exons: 5
Coding region: 488-1207 (239 amino acids)
Cellular component (GO): membrane
Source: RefSeq, a predicted model, not a curated record